UGGCGCAUUGGUCGCAGAUACCCCCUACACUACUAUGCUAUGUAAAAGUGUUGCAAUAUGCACUUAUCCAGAUGGGAGAGCAAAAUCAAUGCAGUUAUGACGCAUAAGAGCUGGCUAAAAGCAAUCCAUUGCCCUGAACAAGAAUUUCUGGGCCUCCAAGAACGCGACACAUAUUUCGUCUCUUUCAUCGAGCGCCGCGUUCACCUGUCCCUUUUGAUCAUCUCAAGUCCUAGCGUGUUCCAUAAUAUGCGAGUGCGCACAUCGACUUUUGGAAUAUUCUUGUCUUGAAAAUCUCUACCACCUCUACCACCGCCAAUAUCGAGUUCUUCGCAUAGAGAAUGACAGACAAGCUUCCACCUAACCUCCUCGCGCUGUUCGCGCCGCGGCCUCCAUUACGAUGGCUGGCUGCGCCCGACCACGCCCCCGAAGAACGAAAGACGACCAAGAUCACCGGCCUCGCUGAUUACCUCCCCCACCUCGCCGCAUACAAGGAGAACGACGGCUACCUUCCUACGGAGAGCUGGCUGCAGGCCCGUGAUCGUAAAAAGUUGGAGAAGAAGGAGAAACAGGAGAAACUGCUCUCAGACGGCCCCCACAACUAUAAUCCCGCCGAAGACGCAAAUGUUCGCGGUGACCCCUUUAAGACGCUGAUUGUUGCGCGACUAAGCUAUGAUGCGAACGAAAGUGACCUUGAGAAGGAAUUUGGCCGAUUUGGCCCUAUUGAGCGCAUCCGCAUCAUCACAGAUACCCACGCACACGAGCGGCCAAACAAGAAGAAAAAGCCCCACCGAGGAUAUGCUUUUGUUGUAUUUGAUCGUGAGAAAGACAUGAGAGCUGCUUUAGAUGGUUGUGAUGGUAUUCGUAUCAAAGAUCGCCGGAUCAAGGUAGAUGUGGAAAGAGGCCGAACAGUUAAGGGAUGGAAGCCAAGGCGUCUUGGUGGCGGCCUUGGUGGCCGAGGUUAUACCAAGGCAGCACCACCUCGACCGAGUGGCCCCGGUGGCUUCGGUGGUGGUUUUGGAGGACGCGACGGUUUCCGAGGUGGAUUCCCUGGAGCCCGUGGUCGUGGAGGAGGUUUCCGCGGUCAAGACCGAGGCUUUAGGGGCGGUGGUGGCUUUGGUGGUGGCGGCCGUGACCGUGGCUUUGGCCAACAGAACGGGUAUGCUCCUCCCAACGCCCCAGCUGGGCCGGGAUCUGAUAAUCGGUUUGGGGGUGAUCGUGAACGUGAUCGAGACCGCAGUGACCGUGGUGACCGCGUCGGCGGUGGUGGGUAUAACGCACGCGCUGGUCCCCGCUCAUAUGAUGACAGAUCUGGUGGACCCCCGUCGCGAUACGACCGAGACAGGCGAACCGGCGCCAACUUCGAGCCUGUCCGCGACCGACGCGAGUAUCGUGACAGCGACCGCUCUAGAGAUGAUGACAACCGGAAACGUGGGUACGAAGGCGGCUAUGAGGACCCCCGAAAGCUUCGUCGUUACUAGGAUCUCAAGGGUUUCUAGGUCUCUUACUAGGUUGCCUCUUAUCGAGACAUCAAUAUGCUGUCUUGGUGGGUAUGUGCUAUCUUCCCGUUUCCCGCAAUUGCUAUUCCGACUUUCCAUUCUUCUCCCCUACCUUUUGUCACCAAGGGUAAGCAAGGGUAAGAUGAAGAAAGAAGAAUGAAAACAAUCUAUCCGACAGCAGAUCGACAUCAAGCCUAGCCUCUUUGUAUCAUUAUAAUACCCCAACCCUCAAGGUAAAGACGAUGGGGCUUGCUCAAGAAGCGGUCUGUUCUGAAUCGGCUACCUACGUCCACGACUCAAUAACAGCAGGGCCAUUAGCAUCCAGCAUAAUCCCGGCAAGCCAGAGAGCUUGUUUUCUUCCCAUCCCCGUGCAGGAAAGGUAAUGACAGUUCUCAUGUAUUAUAAAAAGGUUUUUCAUGUGGUACUCACACAUAGUUCAGCACACUGAAUUUAACGCUCAUAUGCCUACUACACUGCUUUGAAUUGUACGUAUAUGUAGUAUUCGAUUACUGUUGGCCCUGUUUGUAAUCUUAGUCUUCGUGC
Messenger RNA from Xylaria bambusicola, 2039 nucleotides. Its product is annotated as U1 small nuclear ribonucleoprotein of 70kDa MW N terminal-domain-containing protein. Gene Ontology annotation, cellular component: precatalytic spliceosome; U1 snRNP; U2-type prespliceosome. Gene Ontology annotation, molecular function: mRNA binding; U1 snRNA binding. Gene Ontology annotation, biological process: mRNA splicing, via spliceosome. The transcript is spliced from 4 exons. Lineage: Eukaryota; Fungi; Ascomycota; Sordariomycetes; Xylariales; Xylariaceae. Bases 339 to 1478 code for a protein of 379 amino acids. The record is from RefSeq and is a predicted model, not a curated record.